AUGAAUGAGAACACGGACUGCACCCCAGUUUCGGAGGAUGAUGAUAAUGAUGGAGAUGGUGUUGAGAAUAAGGACGAUGAUGAGAAUGGUGAGACUGAGGAUGAUGAGACUGAGGAUGAUGAGACUGAGGAUGAUGAGACUAAAGAUGAUGAGAAUGAGACUGAGGAUGAUGAGAAUGAGACUGAGGAUGAUGAGAAUACGACUGAGGAUGAUGAUGUUGAGGAUGAUGAGACUGGUGGUGAUGAUAAAGCUGUUGAGAGUGAGGAUGAUAAAUAUGAGGAUGAUGAGAAUGAGACUGAGGAUGAUGAGAAUGAGACUGAGGAUGAUGAGAAUUAGACUGAGGAUGAUGAUGAGAAUGAGACUGAGGAUGAUGAUGUUGAGGAUGAUGAGACUAAGGAGGAUGAUGAUGUUGAUGAUGAUGAGAAUGAGACUGAGGAUGAUGAUGUUGAGUAUGAUUAGACUGGUGGUGAUGAUAAAGCUGUUGAGAGUGAGGAGGAUAAAUAUGAGGAUGAUGAGACUUGUCAUUUAUACUUACAGCAUGCAUAAGGCAAACACUCUUAUCCAGAACAACUCACAUUUACCUCAUUAACACACCUGAGCAGUUCAGGGUUAAGGGCCUUGCUCAGGGGCCCUGCUGUGAGAGCUUGAUUUUGGCAGGAUUCAAACUCAUGCUUUUCCAAUCAGAAGUCCGACACUGACCCACCGAGCAACCCCUUCCACUAGCAGAGAAUGAUGAUGAUGAUAC
Molecule: messenger RNA, 745 nt
Organism: Silurus meridionalis
Lineage: Eukaryota; Metazoa; Chordata; Actinopteri; Siluriformes; Siluridae
Product: phosphopantothenoylcysteine decarboxylase subunit VHS3-like
Exons: 2
Coding region: 1-336 (111 amino acids)
Source: RefSeq, a predicted model, not a curated record